Messenger RNA from Penaeus monodon (black tiger shrimp), 656 nucleotides. RefSeq lists its product as uncharacterized. The record is from RefSeq and is a predicted model, not a curated record. Bases 173 to 475 code for a protein of 100 amino acids. The transcript is spliced from 2 exons. NCBI's taxonomy places the organism in Eukaryota, Metazoa, Arthropoda, Malacostraca, Decapoda, Penaeidae.
CAAAGACCUUCAGAGGGCCGGCGAGAAACCACUCGCAUGGCGGUGUACGGCACUUUGGCGGCCAAAAGACGAGUGGCUUUAAGCGUUCAGUCAUUCUAAGCGGAGCGCCAUUUGAGUCUUGGCCGUAGAGGAGGAAGCAAAAACAGUUUCGCAUAUCGGACUUAUCCUUAGCAUGAAGAAGUGUCUGACGCCUUGGUUGCUGCUGGUCUUCGGCCUCGUGCUCUCGGACGCUGCGUCGUACUGGCAACGUCGGAACCUGUUAUGCAUCAGUUGUGGCGCCCAAUGUCAGAAGCCGUGCUAUAUCGAGAAGCAUGGGGCAUGUAUUCUUAACCUCACGGAGUGUCCUGAGAGGUCCAAGUAUGACCAGAGAAGUUCUGACAACAUUGAAGCCACACCCGAUUACUAUCCUCGCAGUGAUAGAUCAAAGAUAAAGGGUCGGAUUCACCUGGCAGCAUGUAAUUUGGGUUUUAGCUGACUGCGUGACAUGGUAUUGGCCUGAGUGCUGAUGCAAGGAGACCCAAAGGAGCGCCAUCCCGUGAACAGCAGCAGCCAGCCCUUGACUCCUGGCCUGGGCCUGGUCACGCCACCGCACUCAUUACUACUGUGUUUGCAUCAGCGUGUGUUGUACUCCUAAUCUAAUAAAGAGUCAAGCCGUA